CACAACUGUUGGUGGAAGUGAAGUUAGAGCCAAAACGUCGUCGCAGGUUUACAACGCAGAUAAACACAGUUUCUCAAAAACCCUAGUUCUUCUCACACUCUCAUCCAAACCCUCUCUUUCACUCUCUCUCCACCAAUGGAAACCCCUUCCGAGGCACCAUCCGCCGGCACCGGCGAAACCAUAAGCAAGAAUGCGCUGAAGCGGGAACUGAAGAACAAACAGAGAGAAGAAGAAAGGAAGCGCAAGGAAGAAGAGAAGGCCAAAAAGGCAGCUGAAAUGCAGAAGGCAAAGGAUAACAAAUCUGCACCAGCUGAUGACGAGGAUAUGGACCCAACACAAUAUCUUGAAAAUAGGUUAAAGUAUCUUUCAGCUCAAAAGACAGAUGGGAAGAACCCGUAUCCUCACAAGUUCUUUGUCACUAUGGCUAUUGGGGAGUACGUUAAGGAAUAUGGAGGUUUAAGCGAUGGGCAGCAUGCCGAGGAUGUCUCUGUUUCUUUGGCUGGCCGCAUCAUGCACAAGCGCACUUCUGGUUCUAAGCUUGUCUUUUAUGACCUGCAUGGUGGUGGCUUCAAGGUCCAGGUUAUGGCUGAUGCGAGUAAAUCAAACUUGGAUGAGGCUGAAUUUUCUAAAUUCCACUCUAAUGUGAAGCGUGGUGACAUAGUUGGUGUCACGGGUUUUCCAGGAAAAAGUAAGAAGGGUGAACUUAGUAUUUUCCCCAAGAAUUUUGUGGUGCUGUCUCAUUGUUUGCAUAUGAUGCCAAGGCAAAAGUCUGCUGCUGCUGCUGUUGAUAAUGCAAAUUUGAAGAAAAGUCCAUGGGUUCCAGGAAAUGCUAGGAAUCCUGAAACUUAUAUUUUGAAGGAUCAGGAAACUAGAUAUCGACUUCGCCAUUUGGAUUUGAUGCUUAAUCCAGAGGUUCGAGAUAUAUUUAAGACCAGAUCUAAAGUCAUUUCUUACAUUAGGAGGUUCCUUGAUGACCUUGAUUUCUUGGAGGUUGAAACCCCUAUGAUGAACAUGAUUGCUGGUGGAGCUGCUGCGCGUCCAUUUGUAACACAUCACAAUGACCUUAACAUGAGGUUAUUCAUGAGGAUUGCCCCUGAACUGUAUCUUAAGGAGUUGGUUGUUGGUGGACUGGAUCGUGUUUAUGAAAUUGGUAAACAAUUUAGGAAUGAGGGCAUUGAUUUGACUCAUAAUCCUGAGUUUACUACUUGUGAAUUCUAUAUGGCUUACAAGGACUACAAUGACUUAAUGGAUAUAACAGAGCAAAUGUUAAGUGGUAUGGUUAAGGAACUUACCAAAGGCAGCUAUAAAAUCAAGUAUCAUGCAAAUGGUGUUGACAAGGACCCUAUUGAAAUUGACUUUACUCCACCUUUUAGAAGGAUUGAUAUGAUUGAAGGAUUAGAGCAGAUAGCCGGACUAAGUAUUCCUAAGGAUUUGUCGAGUGAGGAAGCUAAUCAGUAUUUAAAGGAUGCAUGCUUGAAGUUUGAGAUUAAAUGUCCCCCUCCAGAGACAACAGCUCGUUUGUUGGAUAAACUUGUGGGUCACUUUUUGGAAGAAACUUGUGUAAAUCCUACAUUCAUCAUAAACCAUCCCGAGAUAAUGAGUCCUUUGGCGAAGUGGCACAGAUCAAAACCAGGCCUGACCGAACGAUUUGAAUUGUUUGUUAAUAAACAUGAACUUUGCAAUGCGUAUACCGAAUUGAAUGACCCUGCCGUACAACGACAAAGAUUUGCUGAACAACUCAAGGAUCGGCAAUCUGGUGAUGAUGAAGCAAUGGCCUUGGAUGAAACAUUUUGUACGGCUCUGGAAUAUGGUUUACCACCUACUGGUGGUUGGGGCUUGGGCAUUGAUCGGUUGACCAUGUUACUGACAGAUUCACAGAAUAUUAAGGAGGUUCUUCUCUUCCCUGCGAUGAAACCUCAAGAUUGAAUCUUCUACCAAAUGUGUGUUUAAAUUAGUGAAAUCAUCAUACACAGGAACAUUAAAAAGCAAGAUGAUUAAUUUGGUAUCUCAGUUUUGAUUUAUGCAUUUGAUUAGUGGACUUAUGACGAACUGGUCAUGCAUCGUUUCUCAGUUGAUCUAUCCUGUAAGGGCGGUUGGGGAGGGGGCAUUGAUAUAUUUUAUCUUUUGGUGGUUGGAUUAAAUGUGAUGUCAUAUACUAGCUUAUUUAUUACACAUUUAAGAUUCGAAACAAUUUUUUAGUACAUUUCUCAUU
Molecule: messenger RNA, 2212 nt
Organism: Vigna umbellata (rice bean)
Lineage: Eukaryota; Viridiplantae; Streptophyta; Magnoliopsida; Fabales; Fabaceae
Product: lysine--tRNA ligase, cytoplasmic-like
Biological process (GO): lysyl-tRNA aminoacylation
Cellular component (GO): cytosol; cytoplasm
Molecular function (GO): tRNA binding; ATP binding; lysine-tRNA ligase activity
Source: RefSeq, a predicted model, not a curated record